GGGGCCAGCGGUUAGCGGAGGGCGGGGCCAGCGGUUAGCUGCUAGCUGCUAUUGUCGUUAGCUCCGGUCGAGUUCGUGAUGCUGUAAGCGCGCCGCCGCUCCGCCGCUCCGCCGCUCACUUGAGGAAAUGUCGGCGUACGGUUCGGAAGUGGAGGAGGACGAGCAGGAGACGCCGCUGCUGCACCGGGCACACGAGGACAAAGUGCACAGAGCCCCUGUGUGCGGCUCCUCCCGCUAUGGCCUGGCGCUGCUCUCCUCCUACGGCUUCUUCGUGGUCUACUCCCUGCGGGUGAACCUCAGCGUGGCGAUGGUGGACAUGCUCAACAACACGCACCAGUCCAGCGCCAACCACAGCGGCUCGGCGUGUCCCGCCCACGCCAACCCCGCGCGGCCCAAACACAACCACACGGCCAGCGUGUACGACUGGGACUCGGAGACUCAGGGCUGGAUCCUGGGCUCCUUCUUCUACGGCUACAUCCUGACUCAGAUCCCCGGCGGCUACCUGGCCGGCCGCUACGGACCCAAGUGGCUGAUGGGCUUCGGGAUCCUGGGCACUGUAAUUUUCACGCUGCUCACGCCCGUGGCGGCGGACCUGGGUGCGAGCUACCUCAUCGCCGUCAGGGUGCUGGAGGGCGUAGGAGAGGGAGUCACCUUUCCUGCAAUGUACACCAUGUGGGCAGCGUGGGCUCCGCCGCUGGAGAGGAGCCGACUGCUCACCAUCUCCUACAUCGGAGCCCAGCUGGGGACGGUGAUAUCUCUUCCCCUGUCGGGGGAAAUCUGUUUCUACCUCGACUGGACAUACAUCUUCUAUGUGUUUGGUGCCGUUGGCGUGGUGUGGUUCGUCUUUUGGGCUCUCUUCGUUUUUGACAGUCCAAACACUCACCCACGUAUUUCAGAGCGGGAGAGACUCUACAUCACCUCUUCGCUCAAGAAUGAGCUGUCCACGUCUGCGGGCUACAUCCCCUGGCGAGCCAUCGUCACGUCUGGGCCGCUGUGGGCCAUCGUCGUGGCUCACUUCUCCUACAACUGGACCUUCUACACCCUCCUCACCCUGCUGCCGACCUACAUGAACGACAUCCUGGGGUUCAGCAUACAGCAGAACGGCAUCCUGUCGGCUCUUCCUUACCUGGGCUGUGCGGUGUUCGCCGUCGUGAGUGGCCAGGUGGCAGAUUACCUGCGGGAAACCUGCCAGGUGCCCACGGUCACCGUCAGGAAGUGCUUCUCCCUCGUCGGUAUGAUCGGGCCGGCGGUAUUCCUGGUGGCAGCGGGAUACACCGGCUGCGACUACGUCUUGGCGGUGACCUUCCUCACCAUCUCGUCCUCUCUGGGCGGAGUGUCGGCCUCCGGCUUCAACAUCAACCACCUUGACAUCGCCCCUUCGUAUGCCGGCAUUCUGCUGGGAAUCACCAACACCUUUGCCACCAUUCCUGGCAUGGUGGGACCGGUCAUCGCAAGAGCCCUCACCCAAAAUAACACCAUAGAAGAAUGGCAGACCGUCUUCUACAUCGCCGCCGCCAUCAACCUGCUCGGGGCGUUGUUCUACGCCGCGUUCGGCCGGGGAACGGUGCAGCCCUGGGCCGUCCACGCGCCGCCUAGUCACGGAGACUGAGGCUUGAAGACGAGCGCGGCGACUCCUCCCCCCGUUCGAUUCUUCAGAUUUGUCAGGUGCACAAAAAUCACAAUCACAGGGUUAAAUCAACGGGUAAGAGACGGGGGCGCUGGUAAUUCUCAAAGCAGAGCUAAAUGACAGUGAGCAACAGCCAUGACAUCUAAAAGGCUAUUUUUUGACUGUGAAUGUGGACACUUAGAAAGCAGAUUGCACUUUUGAUUAAGCAGAAAUGCUUUGGAGGCAAAAAGCACAGCCAAAGAAACACAGUAUGCACCGCUAAACACUGUUACCACUAAUAGAAACGAGAAAAUGUAGCGUGCUAGUUCCAAAAUGAUCCCGAUGUUGUUACUUUCUGUUAUUGUGGUUUGCCAAGUUAACCGACAUGUUCGACCAAGUUGUUUAUUUCUGCCUCCAGUGCAUCUCUGCUUUAAUUUUUUUUUAACCCCAGAACCCUGCGGUAAAAACCCUCUGGAGUUUUAUUGCCACCGUUAAAGUAUUCAGUCGUCAGAAGGAGGUUCUCUUACUACUUUCUUCUUAAUGCACAGUUUAGGACGUCACAAAAUAUGCUACUUUGCAAGCCCAUAAGUAAGUGCAAUUACGUUGUUGUUGUAUUUGUUUUUAAAAAGUUUGCCUCAAAAAUGAUCGCUAUCCCAAACUACACACACACACAAUGGAUAACGUGUUUUUUUUAUAGAGUAGAUCGACUGCACAGCACGCACAAACAUGUAUUUGGGAAAAUGCCUUACAGUGAACCUUCUUAAAAUGUUUUUUUAAGCUUUUUUGAUGGUGUCUGAAGAUUCUCAGUUAUCAGGUCACUUCUAAGUGCGAUAUGAAGGCAAACGAUUGAGGUUCUUAAAGGUUUCACCUCGUUCACAAGGCUUGCCUUUGUACAGCACUUGGUCUUUCAUGUAGUCGUGAGUAAACCCUUUUUUGUAUUAACUUAGUCAGAGGUCGCAGUAAAAAAAAAAAAAGGGAUUUUAAAUGCGUUGUCUUUAAAGUUCGUGUCCACCAGGAACCUCUUUCAUGCUCGUAGCAGCCUCGAACUCAAAACGUAUUUCCAGUCUGUAACACUAAGAAGACGCCGAGCCGUCGGUGCCUUACUGAUAAAGGGAAAGAAAACUGCUUGACAAGAGGUUCCCGAUGGAAACAGCCUUGUUUUAUUCACAGGACUUUCACUUUCUGUGCCAAUUCUCAGGAAUCUUGUGUCAUAGAGAUUGAAAAAAGAAGUUAUUAUAUAUUUAAAGUGUUUUUAAUCCAAUUCACCUUCUACACUCUCAUACCCGAGGCUGCAAACAAUCUUUCUCCAAAAUAGCUUACUGCCCCUUUAAGUUUCACACCUUCAUCUACCACACUGAGAUAUGUGUACGCAGUUUUCAAUUGUCAACUGAUAUAUUCAUUUUUUGGGGGACUAUUUUCAAAUAGCCGAGGUAUGAGGUUGUCACCAUGGAAGCUGUAACCCCUCAGCAUUAGCUUAACUGACCAGCUGGUUAAAUAUACAUUUUCAGGUCUCUUGGAUAUAAAUUGAUAUUUGAGUUUACCCUAUAUAUAUAUAUACGCAGAGAGAAACAUUUGUCUUGGUUGUAAUUUCUGUCAACAAGUAGCACGCUCAUCCCAUUCAAUGUGGAAAUGUACUUGUGCCUUAUACAUUGAAAGUAUGACAAAAUCUUUUUGUUGUUGUUAAAGUAUUCCUUCUGUUUACUUCAGUUUCACAUUCAUGUGGAGAGUAAAAUGGACUUUUGUAUGAUUUAUAUAUAUGUUGACUGUAAACACACUAUUGAGGGAAAUUUCACCCUGGAAACAUUCCAGAGAUAAUGUCUUAAGUCACUGUCAUGCAUUGUAAAUACAUAUACAGCCAUGCUCCAA
This is a messenger RNA of Scophthalmus maximus (turbot), 3472 nucleotides long. It is a transcript of the gene slc17a5, whose product is annotated as solute carrier family 17 member 5. The transcript is spliced from 11 exons. Bases 128 to 1609 code for a protein of 493 amino acids. Lineage: Eukaryota; Metazoa; Chordata; Actinopteri; Pleuronectiformes; Scophthalmidae. The record is from RefSeq and is a predicted model, not a curated record. Gene Ontology annotation, biological process: monoatomic anion transport; transmembrane transport. Gene Ontology annotation, molecular function: transmembrane transporter activity.